This is a messenger RNA of Arctia plantaginis, 2934 nucleotides long. The record is from the annotation of a GenBank genome assembly. Lineage: Eukaryota; Metazoa; Arthropoda; Insecta; Lepidoptera; Erebidae.
AUGGACAACUUCGGGUACCGCGAGAUGGGUUGGGGUUCGCCUGUUCACACUCCGGUUCAGACACCGACACGAUCUCGUUUAUCUAGCAGUACAAGAUCAAGAACUAAGGAACCUGAAGAAUUGCCACUGGCUUACAAAUAUGUCCGAAAUAUCGAUCUUUUGGAGUCUGCUAAAGAGCCGGAAAAACCAAAGGAGUAUCUAUUUGUGGGACCCUCUCCACCAGCUGAAGAUCCACCAAAUAUGUACCACAGCUUCGAUAUUAUGGCACCAGAUCCGGAAGCCAUCUUGACCGAAGAGGCGCUCAGACGUAGUCUUCGUGAACGGGCUUUAGUGCUAGGAGCAGCCAGGUUUUUUGAUGACGUUGAGUGUGGCAUUAUAACUUUAGAAAAUAUUGAAGAACACCUCAAGUCAGCACCGGAAGUGGUUGUGAAUUUAACUUUACUAUGGGCUGCUUUUCUAGGAAGAGAUGAAUUAUUGUCUGCUAUUUUGCUGGCUGGUGCCGAUAUUCACUAUUACGAGGCACCUGGAUUAACAGCGUUACAUUUGGCAUCCUUCAAUGGUGCAGGUAGGGCUGUAGGGUUUUUAAUAUCUCGAGGUGCAGAUAUAGACUUUGCUCCUAAAUACUUUACACCUCUUCACGCCGCUGCAUUUGGCAAUUCUUUAGAAACAUCAGAGAUUUUAAUACUUAGUGGGUCUUCGUUACAUGCUGUCGUCCAGAGAGCGGGUUGUGAAGAUAACCUGGUGCAUUGUGCAGUGAGAGCUGAUGCUGUAGAGUGUAUGGAACUUUUCAUAGAAAGAGGAGUAGAUCCUGCUUAUACUACUUCAUCAGGGCUGAAUGCGUUGCACCUUGCCGCUGAACUAGGCUCACAAAGGUGCCUCUCAUAUUUACUUAAAGAAACAAAGAUAAGUGUAAAUAGUCUGACCAAACAAAGAGAUAAGGAAUGUACUGCAUUACAUUUAGCAGCAGCUCGAGGUUACACAGAAUGUUUGGAAUUACUUUUAUCAGAAGGUGCUAAAGUAAACACAAAAAAUUAUAGAGGAUUUACAGCAUUACACCUUGCUGCGAGAUUUUCAAGCAUCGAAAGCGUGGAAGUACUCCUCAGGGAUGGCAAUGCUGAUCCAAACGUGGAAGAUUAUGAUAAGAGGACAGCAUUGCAUGCAGCUAUUAAUCGAUCUGAGAGAGCGUGUGACGUAAUUGAUCUUCUUGUCACUUGGGGUGCACAAGUCAAUAAAAAAGACGAAUAUGGUUACUCACCGCUCCACCUAGCAGCAACCGAUGGUUUGAAUCAAUGUGUCGAGACUUUAAUUUUUCUUGGUGCCGAUGUUACUUCUAAAUCAAAAAAAGGACACACAGCCUUGAGUGUUAUAGCAAGAAAGAUGCCUAAAUCGUUAGCUAUUGUAAAUCACUAUUUGGACUCAGGUAUAUGUUUUAAUCAGACAUCAGAUAGCAGUGAGGAGGUGCAAAUAGAGUUCGAUUUUGGCAGGCUUCUAAAAUUUUCUUAUCCCCGUGAAAUUACUUAUUUGAAUAGUUUGAUAGAUGAAGGACAAAAAGAUAUAUUACUUCAUCCUCUUUGUUUAGCUUUUCUGUUUAUGAAAUGGAAAAAGAUAAGAAAAUUUUAUUUGGCCAGGCUUAUAUUUUCUUUCCUGUUUGUUUCAUUUUUAUCAAUUUAUGUCUUAACCACCGUAGUAAAAACAUGUAAGGGUACAUAUAAUAAGAAAUAUGGAGUUCUUAAUGAGCUUUGUCAAACUCAAUCGUAUUUAGGAAUGAUGCUGGAGAAAAAUCCUAUUGAAUUCGAAAGAUGGGUUCUUUUAGCGAUAACAGCUUUUGAAAUUCUUAGAAAACUAACAAGUAUAACUGGUUUCUCGAGUUUUUAUCAUUAUUUUACUAGUUUCGAAAAUCUGAUGGAGUGGUUCGUAUUAUUGUCAGUAUUUUCCUUGUAUCAUAUUGACAAGAACUACAGCUGGCAAAAUCAUGUUGGGGGAUAUGCUGUGCUAGGCGCUUGGACCAACCUUAUGUUGAUGAUGGGCCAGUUGCCUAUGUUUGGUGACUAUGUUGCAAUGUACCAAAAGGUGUCAUCCGAAUUUUUAAAAUUAUUAUUUGCUUAUAUGUGCUUAUUACUCGGUUUUACAAUUUGCUUUUGUAUAGUUUUUCCCAAUGAAGAGAUGUUUGCGAAUCCUCUUGUGGGUUUUAUCACUACGCUGUCUAUGAUGGUUGGUGAGCUAAAUCUAAAUAUUUUGAUCAAUGAUCCAGAAGAGGUUGAUCCUCCUUUAGUUUUAGAGGUGUCGUCACAAAUUAUAUUUAUUUUGUUUCUUAUGUUUGUGACCAUCAUUUUGAUGAACUUGCUUGUUGGUAUCGCCGUUCAUGAUAUUCAAGGCUUGCGAAAAACUGCUGGAUUGUCAAAGUUGGUAAGACAAACCAAGCUUAUUUUGUUCGUAGAAAUGGGUCUGUUUAGCGCUUGGCUUCCGGAUUGUUUGCACAAAUACGUAUAUAGAACAGCGCUUGUUUCACCCGAGGCUGGUAAGGUAAUUUUAAGUGUUAAACCACUAAAUCCUCGAGAAAGAAGAUUACCAACUGACAUAAUGAUGGCUGCAUAUGAAAUGGCACAAUUAAACAAAGUAAAAUCUGGUCGUUCUGUGAAAGAAGUUUUACAUAAAAAUAAUUACAUAUCAAAAUUGAAAAAUAACGAACAUAACUUUGGUUUAGAAAUAAGAGGGAUGCAGGAGAAAAUAGAUCAAGCUACUUUCAAUCUGAAGAAGAUAGAUCAAGAGAUGCGUCAUUUAAAUUCAUUGUUGAUAAAUCAGCAGAACCUUCUAAGCAAUGUCUUCAAAUAUAUUGAUGUAAUGCCCUACAAAUCCACACAUGUCGCCACACCAGUUUAUGCUAUAGAAUCACCUGUAUUUCAACCUGCAAAUGUAUCUGAUAUUACCAAGUAA